This is a messenger RNA of Triticum urartu, 749 nucleotides long. RefSeq lists its product as uncharacterized. Lineage: Eukaryota; Viridiplantae; Streptophyta; Magnoliopsida; Poales; Poaceae. The record is from RefSeq and is a predicted model, not a curated record.
GGCCGCGCGCCUCCCCUCGCUGCCCUCCUCCAAGCGCGUCAAGGCCGCCUUCGCCGCCGCCUCCCUCCUCCGCCUCGCCCCGACCCUGCUCCUCCUCCCCGCCGCCGCCUCCUCGCCCUCCCCCACCGCCCUCUUCGCGCUCGCGCUGCUCAAGUCGGGCUACAAGCUCUCCAAGAACUCCGCCAAGGUCGUCGAGGGCUUCCUCGGCCUCCAGGUCCACAAGGGCUUCCGCAACGGCGUCGACGCGCUCGGGGUCGUCGUCAAGGUCGCCGUCAUCGCCUCCGAGGUCGCCGUCUGGGUCGGCGGCCGCUUCUGGGGCGCCGACGACGAUGGCCGCGGCCGCUCCGUGCGCUUCCUUGGCCUCACCAGGACGACUACCUUGGUCCUGGCCGGGUCCGCAAAAUCUGAAGCCCAGGUUGUGCUCUUCGAUCCCGGAACUGUCGUCGAGAUGGAGGACGAGGGGUGCUGGCUGGAGGAGGACCCAGACCCAUCCCUGUUGCUCUGCCUCGCGGUGCCUCUGCCUGCCUGAGAUGGCCAAAUUAGUGGGUUAGUUGCAAUUAGCACACAGCUGUGUUGUACAGUUGCUUAUAUCAUCAGAUGUUGUAUGUAGUCACGUACUCUUUUCAAUUUUGAUCCAAUGCUUGCUUCCUAGCUCAUGUGUGUCAGUUUUUCAGUUAGUUGCGACUGCUUGCUUGUGCAUCACCCCUCAAUCAACAAGUGAAGUAAAUAAAAGUGGUGGUUUAUGUGCA